AUGUGGCAAACAUUAGCUUUGGUGACGAUUCUGGGCGCUUUCGCCUGCCAGCAGCUUGUCUGGUCGAAAACGGUUGAAGUUCCGGCAGUGGUCGAGAACGUUCUUCCGCGGUCCGACGGUAAUUUGCUGGCGGAGUUUAAUGACAUCUUCAACCAGCUACACUAUAGGGUCGACUACCGGCUAAGAGUGCUUCGUAUGAACCAAUCUAGCGCGAUCAAGAAUCUGAACGCACAGUUCAUCUCACGCUUCGGCAUUGUAAUCACCGACAUUCAGCAGGAAAAGCUGCGCGUUAAGGAUGCCAUUUUGCAGCAUGCGCUCGAGAUCGGCGACACGCAGAAUCCGUGCAUCGUGGAGAAAAACGACGAAGUGCUCCGACAGGCGACCCAGGCGGCCGCCGAAAUUAGUCUGGCCGCGGAACUCGCCUACGCCGACAUGGCCACGGCGUCACGCGUAUUCUUCUACCCGCAAGUGCAGGCUUUCCAGAACAGCUCGACGGAGCUGCAGAGCGAGGUACUGGACACGAUCAGCCGGUCGAACAUUGUGACCGACCUCCCCAUGACGCUCGCUCGGCUGGCGUACGCUUACACAGCCGAAGAGGAUAAGGUCGAACGUGUGACGGCCGGGAUCGAGGUCGAGCUUGACAACUUUCAGGAGGUGGUGAACAACGCGCGCCGCGAUAUCUGGGCCAUGUCGGAUGCGAUCGGACGCAAUUUCAUUUUCAACGUCGGUCUACAGCUAGAGGAAGCGCUCCUGUGUGCGUAG
This is a messenger RNA of Anopheles cruzii, 762 nucleotides long. RefSeq lists its product as uncharacterized. Lineage: Eukaryota; Metazoa; Arthropoda; Insecta; Diptera; Culicidae. Bases 1 to 762 code for a protein of 253 amino acids. The transcript is spliced from 2 exons. The record is from RefSeq and is a predicted model, not a curated record.